AUGUGGGUUCUGCUCUGCGGCGCGCUGGUCAUGUUCAUGCAGGCCGGGUUCGCCAUGCUCGAGGCGGGGACGUGCCGAUCGGGUAGCGCAGGCGUCACCCUGUUGAAGAACGUGAUGGACGCCUGUGUGGGGGCUGCUUUGUGGUAUUCGGUAGGCUAUGCGUUCGCCUACGGUGAGUCUGGCAGUCCGAACACGUUCAUCGGGUCCGACCUCUUCUUCGGCACGGGCCUUGACGCGGAGGAUGCACGCCACCAUCUGGAUUGGUUCUUUCAGUGGACCUUCUGCGCCACCUCCGCCACCAUCGUCUCUGGUGCCGUCGCCGAGCGAAUCCAUUUUUCUGGCUAUAUGAUUGUCGCCAGCGUCUUGACUGCGGUCAUCUAUCCGGUCGUCGUCUGGUGGACCUGGAGCGGCCAUGGUUUCCUGUCCGAGCUGGGCUACUCCGACUUCGCAGGCUCGGGCACCGUGCACCUGACCGGCGGCUCCGCGGCAUUCGUGGCGGCUGCGGUUCUCGGUCCCCGCAGGGGCCGUUUCGGCGGGCACUCGGCCGAGAGCCCGUUCGUGCCCAACAACCUGUCGAUGGUGGUUCUGGGAACUCUCGUCCUGUGGUUCGGCUGGUAUGGGUUCAACUGUGGCUCCACCCUGAGCUUCUCCAGCGUCGAGACUGCCCGGCAGGCAUCGCGCGUGGCUGUAAACACGACGCUCUCGGCGGCUUUCGGAGGCACCGUCGCCCUGACCGUGCGUGCCGUACAGACGAGGAAGCUCGACCUGCCAGUCUGUUGCAACGGCAUCUUGGCCGGCCUCGUCGCAGUGUGCGCAGGUUGUGCCGACAUGAGUCCGCCAGCGGCCAUCUUCUGUGGCAUUUGCGGGAGCCUUUCGAUGAUGGCGGUAAGCAGGGUUGUGGUUUUCGCUCAUGUGGACGAUCCUCUAGAUGCCACUGCCGUGCAUGCUGGUGGAGGGGUGGCUGGCUUGCUGCUCCGCCCUCUGCUAGACAGGAGCGGGGUGCAGGGUGAAAUGCUUGCCGCUCAUCUCCUGGCGAUCGUGUGUAUUGUUGCCUGGUCUGCAACUCUGACCACCUUUACACUUCUCGUCGUCAAACGGCUGGGCCUCCUAAGCGUGACGCAAGAGGAAGAAAAGUUCGGUCUUGAUGCAGCGACGCUUGUGGUGGGCAACUAUGUGGAGUCGGACUCGGCGGAUGAUUCUCCUGUUAUUGGUAGUCUACAGCCAGGUGACGUAGCAGUUGGGGUGCACGUCGAGGUGCAUCAGAGCUUCAUGUCCAACAACAAGAGCAACAAGGCCAUGGUCAAGAAGGGCCUGUCGGGAAUCAUCCGGCAGGUUGACGCAGAUGGCGACGUGCGCGUCGCAUUCGACAAGCUCGACGGCCUGCACUGGGUGCUGCGAAGCAACUUCGACAAGCUGCGCCGCACCGGCGCGGGGCACGCGAGCCUCCCGCGGACGGGGUCCUUCGGCAGCGCCAGCGAGGCCUCGAGCUUCCGGGGCCCGUCGGACGCCAAGGGCAGCGAGAGCUCCUCCGGGCCGAGCACGCGCGAGGGCGGCGGGCACGCGCCGCCGGCAGCGCAGCUCCCCACGCAGAGGACCACCACCGCGGCGUCGGAGCGCGCACGCCGCAGCGCCGCGGCCCUGGCCGCCGGGGAGGCCGAGCGCCCGGCCAAGCCGCGGAGGCAGGCCCCGCCGCCGGCCCUGCCCGAGUUCGGGGCCCGGCUCUCGCUCGACAGCUCCGCCUUGGGCGCCUGA
Molecule: messenger RNA, 1752 nt
Organism: Prorocentrum cordatum
Lineage: Eukaryota; Dinophyceae; Prorocentrales; Prorocentraceae
Source: the annotation of a GenBank genome assembly